GUGGUGACGUCACGGUUGCCAUGGAGAGGCCAGCUUCGUAGAGACCCUGGGCUGGUAGCGGCUUUGAAACCUUGUUCUCUGGCACCAUGAGCGGACGGAGUAGGGGUCGAAAGUCUUCCCGCGCCAAAGGCCGGGGCAAAGGCCGGGCCAGAGCCCGGGUCCGGGCCGCUGCGGAAGACGCCUGGCACGACGAAAAGCCACCACAGAGCCCGCGGCUCGGGGAGGACUCCGCGGCCGCGCAGGUGCAGGCCGGCGCAGCUCAAGGAGGCGCCGAACCAGCCGAGCUGCGGGAAGAGGCGGCCUGCCGCCUCCCGCUGGACUGCGGCCUGGCGUUGCGGGCUCGGGCUGCAGACGAGCGCGGGCUGGCGGCCCCUGAUCCGGACCUGGAGAGGGCCCGUUCCCUCGCCGAGCGCCUGACCAGCGACACCAGCUUCGUGGGAACCGUGGGAGCCUUGGCGAAGCUGCGACGCGGCUCCCGCAUUGGAAAUCGGCGAGUCCCCGGGAGGAAGGCCCCAGAUACUCGGAGCGCCACGGGGAGGGGACCUCAGGCCACAGUUAGUGGGAAGCCGAAGAUGGCCUCUGCGGGGUUGUGCGCCGCUGCUCCAGUGGGGGAGGAAAAAAAGAUGACAGAGAAGCAUGCUGGGGCAGGGUCUCCCGCGACAGUGGGCAGCAUGGAUACCCUAGAGACGGUCCAGCUAAAGCUAGAGACCAUGAAUGCACAGGCUGACAGGGCAUAUCUCAGGCUUUCACGCAAGUUUGGCCAGUUGCGACUUCACCACUUAGAGCGCCGGAACCUCCUCAUCCAGAGCAUUCCGGGCUUCUGGGGGCAAGCUUUUCAGAACCAUCCCCAGCUGUCAGCUUUUCUGAAUACCAAAGAUAAGGAGGUAUUGAGCUAUUUGAACAGACUGGAGGUGGAAGAACUUGGCCUUGCCAGGUUGGGCUACAAAAUCAAGUUCUACUUUGGCCGAAACCCCUAUUUCCAAAACAAGGUGCUCAUUAAGGAAUAUGGCUGUGGUCCAUCCGGUCAAGUGGUGUCUCGUUCAGCUCCAAUCCAGUGGCUCCCAGGCCAUGAUCUACAAUCCCUAAGCAAGGAAAACCCAGAAAACAAUGGUAGCUUCUUUGGGUGGUUUUCAAAUCACAGCUCUAUUGAGUCUGACAAGAUUGUUGAGAUAAUUAAUGAGGACCUGUGGCCCAAUCCUCUACAGUACUACCUGAUCAGUGAAGAAGCCCGUGGAGAGAAAGGAAAGGAAGAAAGGCCAGGUCCAGCAAAACUGAGCCCUGCACCUGCAGUGAGGCAGCCCAACUGAUCCGACACAGAUCUCCCUACCACCUCUUGCUGGACCUGUUAGGCUGACCACGUGGGUUUGGUUGUCUGCCUUCUGUUCAUACCAUACAUGGUAGCCACUUUGGACUUAUCUUCAAGAAUGUGACAUUUGUGAUAAUAUUCUCUGCUUCCCCAUGACCUCACCUUGUCACAAUAGUGUUGCAUGUGUGACAUUCUCACUGUUUGUGUAUCAAUCACUUCUGAUAUAUGACUUUCUCUACACUAUCCAGUCCCUGUUCUUGGCUCUGGCUCUUCCCACUUUCCUUUCACCUGGACAUUCUGAGUCAUUGUCCAGAUGGAUAUUCAAGCUAUGCUACUUCAUGGCCAGUCAGCUGGGCUUUGUGUCCAUUUUAAGCAUGCAUGUUAUCAGUGGCAAGAUUUUUCUAUUGCUAUCACAAAAUGAAGCCAGUGCUUUUAUUCUGUGGGUAUGGAGACAUCAACCAAGGUUCUUCCUAUUUUGUUUCCCACUUCAGCCUAGGUCCAGCAGACUACUGGUGUGGAUGAGGACAAGGGAAAACAAGAAUAUGUUCUGUUCACAUCAUACAUCUCUUCUUGCCUCAUAGACAGCCUGCUAGUGAACCCUCAUCAUGGUCUGGCUAUGCCUGACUGCAGUCAGUCCAUUGACUGUUGGCUAGGUGGGUGUUAUUGGCUCCAUCUUGCUUAUCAAAGACCUCAAGAACUGCCUAUGGACCCAGGUACCUUCCCAAUGCAUGAGCUACAAACCCACCUUCCCCAGACUUUAGAAAACCUACUGCUUGUCAGAUUGGUGGGCAGCCUGGCAUUUGUGAACAUAUGCUUGUUGCUCUCAUGUUGUGAGCCCUGAGAAGGGUAGAGCUUUGGACCACAUCUUUAUCAACUGGGUAUCUGUGCCAUUUCUCUUAUUCCUUAUUCCUUGCUAAGAAGGGACAAGAAGGAAUUUUGAGGAAGAGAGAUUUUUCAUUUCUAUGCCCAUGUUUACGUCACACCUUCAUGCAACUUAGUCUCCUUCCCUAUCAACCUACCUUGGGACUUCCUACUCUCCUUAUGAACCCUCUCCCAGCCUUUUAAAAUAGCAUCACAGUGCAGACAAAAAAAAAAUCAUCAACCAGACUUUUCUACAUACAGUUAGGGAGGCAGAAAGAGGCUUCCUUUGCACACUCAUGUAGUAGGCUGAGAUAGGAUAAAGAAAAACCAAAAGGUCUCAAGAGAGUCUAUGGUCAGACAUAGGUCCUGAAUCCUGGCUUUGUUCAGUAGUUCUAAAGUUGUAUGCAUCUGCUAGAAUUAGAAACCCUAAGGCAGCAGUGUUGUGGUCUCUUGUGUCUUCUGUCUGUUUCUUUUUAAGUCCCAGGGGCUUCUUCCUUUUGUCUCAUUUGAUAGCCUAUGCCACUGGGGUCCCCAGCCCCCAGCUUUCCCACUCAGUAGUGCUUUGCUAUCUUUGUUUCUUAGCCCAAAUGUACUCACUAUGGAAGAAUCCCAAGGUGUUACUGGGGACAGGACAGGCAGAACCUGUUCUAGAUAUUUCUGGUAAGUGUGCAGGCUGAGCUGGACCAUCUCUACCAAAGUUUGUCUGUGUUCUGACUUAUCUUCUUUGGAAAGUAGAACUCUGUAAGCCAGCCCCCAUGCUGGUAUGGAAGACUUCAUUCUUACCUUUGUGAGGGGGUCCUUGAGAAAAUAGGCAAGGGAAUCAGGGCAAGAUAGGUAUGAACCUGGUAUUGAGUGGGUCAGUAAAACUUGAUAGAAAUGCAUUGUGAUGCUGCAGAGAUAGUUAUCCUAUCUCUUAGUGAUGAAGGUGACAGAAGAGACCUUACUCAGGGUUGGGAUGGGAGAGUUAAAGGUGUAUGUAAACAAGAUGCCAGGUCAAGGAUGGAUUCAGAGUUCUGGGCAGUCUUCAUCAUCGUUAGUUAAUUUCUUUUUUUUUUUUUUUUUUUUGUAAUUACAGAAACAAACCAAAAGUAAUGUUACUAUAUUGGGUAGAAGUUACAUCCUAAAGUGUGUAAGAUUAUGCUAAAUGCUGAGUAUUUGUCCUCUAAAAUCUUACCACAUUUUGUAUUUUUGUCUAAUGAGGAAAACAGAGCUGUAUAAGUUUGCUUUUGCUAUUUAUUAUGUAAAUUUCCAAAAAAUAAGAGUGAAGAAAGUGGUGCCUGGACCCUGUGUACCUUGUAGCUAGAAGCAAUGAGUAACCUAAUGUCAUCUGUAUCUUCUUCCUCCUGCAUUUUUCGUGAAAGUCCAAGUGCAUAUACCAGUGCAGCUGGAUCUACUUUGGGAGACUGGGGCAUUGAGCUGAAAUGUGCACUCUCAUGAUCACAAUAACUCCACUAAUGUGAAUUUUGUGUGAACUGAUGAUAUUUUUAGAAGUGGGACUCAUAAAUGAGUCUUCACAAUUAGUGGAACUCAAAAGAGCAUUGGUGAGGAUAUUCUGCCACAGAUACAAAAGAAGAGACCAUUAUGUUGUAAAUCUGCCUAUGACCCUGAUGUAAGGCACUUGAGACCCUUUUCUCCUUUGUAACAUAGAGACUUGUAUGGACUGUUAGGGUUGCUGUGUUCUGUGAAAAUAAUCAAAUACAACAUAAUCUUUUCAUUAGUUUCUGUAGUUGAUAAUUUGAUAUCCUGGUAAUAAUGUGAUUAUUUCCCUGUUCCUAAGUGGCAUAAAUACUUGCAAGUGUGCAUGUACAAUGGAAAAAAAAUAAAAAAAAUAUUCUUGUGUCA
Molecule: messenger RNA, 4009 nt
Organism: Mus musculus (house mouse)
Lineage: Eukaryota; Metazoa; Chordata; Mammalia; Rodentia; Muridae
Gene: Tspyl5
Product: testis-specific protein, Y-encoded-like 5
Exons: 1
Coding region: 87-1307 (406 amino acids)
Biological process (GO): cellular response to gamma radiation; positive regulation of phosphatidylinositol 3-kinase/protein kinase B signal transduction; nucleosome assembly
Cellular component (GO): nucleus
Source: RefSeq, marked validated